Molecule: messenger RNA, 2279 nt
Organism: Pongo pygmaeus (Bornean orangutan)
Lineage: Eukaryota; Metazoa; Chordata; Mammalia; Primates; Hominidae
Gene: VTA1
Product: vesicle trafficking 1
Exons: 8
Coding region: 128-1051 (307 amino acids)
Biological process (GO): late endosome to vacuole transport via multivesicular body sorting pathway
Cellular component (GO): multivesicular body
Source: RefSeq, a predicted model, not a curated record
GACUUGACGACGCUGAGCAACGGAAGAGUGGGCAGGAUUUGCUCUGAACGCUCGUGCGCGCUACCGCCCAGACGGAAGCGGAAGUGCCGGUAGCGCGCGAGUAGGAAGUGGUGAGCUCGGAGUAGAGAUGGCCGCGCUUGCACCGCUGCCCGCGCUCCCCGCACAGUUUAAGAGCAUACAGCAUCAUCUGAGGACGGCUCAGGAGCAUGACAAGCGGGACCCUGUGGUGGCUUAUUACUGUCGUUUAUACGCAAUGCAGACUGGAAUGAAGAUCGAUAGUAAAACUCCUGAAUGUCGCAAAUUUUUAUCAAAGUUAAUGGAUCAGUUAGAAGCUCUAAAGAAGCAGUUGGGUGAUAAUGAAGCUAUUACUCAAGAAAUAGUGGGUUGUGCCCAUUUGGAGAAUUAUGCUUUGAAAAUGUUUUUGUAUGCAGACAAUGAAGAUCGUGCUGGACGAUUUCACAAAAACAUGAUCAAGUCCUUCUAUACUGCAAGUCUUUUGAUAGAUGUCAUAACAGUAUUUGGAGAACUCACUGAUGAAAAUGUGAAACACAGGAAGUAUGCCAGAUGGAAGGCAACAUACAUCCAUAAUUGUUUAAAGAAUGGGGAGACUCCUCAAGCAGGCCCUGUUGGAAUUGAAGAAGAUAAUGAUGUUGAAGAAAAUGAAGAUGCUGGAGCAGCCUCUCUGCCCACUCAGCCAACUCAGCCAUCAUCAUCUUCAACUUACGACCCAAGCAACAUGCCAUCAGGCAACUAUACUGGAAUACAGAUUCCUCCGGGUGCACACGCUCCAGCUAAUACACCAGCAGAAGUGCCUCACAGCACAGGUGUAGCAAGUAAUACUAUCCAACCUACUCCACAGACUAUACCUGCCAUUGAUCCCGCACUUUUCAAUACAAUUUCCCAGGGGGAUAUUCGUCUAACCCCAGAGGACUUUGCUAGAGCUCAGAAGUACUGCAAAUAUGCUGGCAGUGCUUUGCAGUAUGAAGAUGUAAGCACUGCUGUCCAGAAUCUACAAAAGGCUCUCAAGUUACUGACGACAGGCAGAGAAUGAAGCCUUUGUAUGACAGACCCAUGUAUUUUUGGCAUGAGGAACUAACAGUCCAUUACUCUGUCUUCAGCCUAUCAGGAUCACAGUUUUAAGGAAGACUUGGUUUCGUUGAAUAUGACAAUGAAAUCUGUGUGUAUCAGAUUUUUAUUGAAGCAUUCAUCAGCAGCCUCAACCAGUUUUCAUUGUCCAUUUACUAGAUUCAAUCAUCUCUGAGUAUAUAGGGCUGAUGUUAGCAAGACCCUAAAAAUGUCCAUUGAACCCUGCUUCAAAAAAUGAAAACACACCUCUAUAAAAUGUGUACUGGGAAUAAGCUUUGUAUUUACAUACAUUAGGGGAAUUUUUAAAAAUCUGUAAUGUUUGGACAAACAGAUGAUAUUACUUUGCUAUAAAAUUAUAAAUGUAACUUUUAAUAAAGAUUGCCAGAAUAUUCUAAAUUAGAAAUUAGUUUUUGUUUCCCUCAAGACAUAAAACAAAUAUGAACAUUCUAAACUGCUGGAUGAAUCUGAAAAGACAUUAAGUUCAAAUUUUAAUUUAUUCUCAUGUUAAAUAUAACUCCAUUAAAAGUUUAAAAUUUCAUGGGAGAAAAUAAGGUAAAGAGGUAGAAUCACUUUCAGACUUAAGAAUAAUGUUGAUUUCCCAACUGCUUUACCUUAUCUAUUAAAGCAUAAGAUGAAUUGGUAUUUGCUUCAUAGGCAGUUUGACUGCAUGUAUUAGAGAAUGAAAAGAAGAUAUUUGUAGUAAUGCCUGGAAACUUGGUGCUUUAAAUUAAGGUACUCCUCUGCUGCUGUAGAAUGGAUUCCACACAGUGGAUAGCUAUGGAUGAUUCAGAAUAUUAUGUUUAGAUUCCCAUUUGUUAAGUUUAUAAGGUUUGUGGGGAAUUAUGAACUUACUGUGUACCACCUGCAUUUGUGCUGUGUGAAAAAUAAAUACAAGGAUUCGUUUAGCUAAUUCAACUUAUUACAAAGACAAAUGUCUGUUUUUAUUUGCCUGCUAGAAUUGUCUUUUUUAAAAGUCAUUUUUAUUUAUGGGACUAUGGGUGUUUCUAUAGGAAGAAACAGUUUUGUUUUUUGGUUUUUGUUUGUUUUUUAAGAUAAAUUUGACAAAGUUAACUGAACUUUAUCUGGUCCAUUUUAUUCAUGCUACUAAGAUGGGACUCUUUAAACACAAGGGUCAGCAAGCUUUGGCCCAUGGAUUGGCCACCUGUUAUGUAAAUAAAGUUUCUUUGGAACAA